CAUGGCAAUUGCCCCCCCCCCAGCUAUGCUGCCCCUGUGCCAUGGGGUUAAAUCGGUAGCCUUUUCCCCUCUGCUGACAGCUCUGUCCCCCUUGCGAACUUGCAGGCAGCGCGGUGCACUGGGAAAGGGGUUGCUAUGGGUGCAGCCCUCGCUAUCCUCCUAAUAAUCAUAAUGCCGCUUGGGCAGGGGGGUGGUAGAGAGGAGUGGAGGAAGACGGCUCGCCCUCGGGCAGGGUGGGGGGGUGAUCCCGAGGAAACCGUGCAUUUUUGGUCAAUGUCACACUCCUAUUUUUGAGCCCAGGACGGGGAACAGGUGCCCAAUCUGUCACUCAAAUUGUGCACGGCUAGGAAAGACAGUUCGGGGCGUUGACUUUAAAGGAGAGAAAAAAAAAGAUUAAGAUUUUGGAAACAAGGUGGAUUUUUUUUUUAUUUGUUGGAAAAAAAAAAAGGGUGGAAGUUCUGCAAAGAGAGGUGAAAUCCGAGGACUGGUUUAAAGUUUAGCCCGGGGAACCUGCCGGCUGGGUGCUCUUGCGCGUCCAACCCUAUGUAAGAGGACAAGACCCCUUUGCCUUAUUCUCUAAAAUCCAUUAAACCCCGUCCAUAAUUAAGGAGGAGAGAGGAAGCUACUCAAGGUGUAUCAGGUUGGAAUGGACAUAUCGUUUCUCAAAGGAUGAAAUCAGUGAAAUCUCGGAGGUGAGAGGAUUCCAGGUUUCUCCAUAACAGCUGAAAGAAGUGUUUGCACUGACGCAACCUCAGGAAAGCCGAAGAUGGCUGCCAAACGGAAAGGCGGCCUGAAACUCAAUGCAAUCUGUGCCAAACUGAGCCGGCAGGUGGUCUCGGAGCUGGGGUCAGACUUAGGAGAGGCAGAUCCGGGGGAAGGGGAGCAGACCCGAGAAACGGACCCCACCGAGGGCGCCAGCGCUGACCAGAGGAGUGCCGAGGAGGACAAGCGACGCAGGGAAGUGAUAGAGAAAUGGGUCAACGGAGAAUAUACGGACGAGCCCCCGGAAAGGACUGGUAGGGAAUGCAGGAGGAUUGGGGUCGCGGAGCUCCCACCGGAAGGUGUCUACAUGGUACAACCCAAAGGGUGCAGUGAUGAAGAAGACAAUGCGGAAGAGCCAAAGGUCUCCCAGAUUAACAGAUAUGUGGAGGAGAGGGACUCGGAAGGGACUGUCACAAAGGAUGCAACCGAGGCAGCUACAAAAGUACCCUCCGGGGCAUCUUCAGGAGAAGCCUCGUCUCUGCGUGAUUACGCCGCCAACACUAUGAGUGAAUUCCUCGGGAUGUUUGGGUACGUCCAGCCCAACGUACGGGACGAACUCGCGAAGAAGAUCAGCUUCGAUAAGCUCAAUGCUGCUACCUCACAGUCCGCGACCGGUGAAGACCCCCUCAGCAAACGAGCGCGGUUCUCCAAGUACGAGGAGUACAUCCGAAAGCUGAAGGCCGGAGAGAACCUGUCGUGGCCGGCUCACGUGACAAAGUGCGACGAACAGAACUCCAAAAACAUUCAGGCCAAGGAAGGCACCACCCAGCAAGUAGCAGCACAGCCCCUGACCGUCAGGGUCCCCAGUCACGAGGCGGCCGUUCUUUCUGAGCCCAAGACCUCCGUUUUACCCCUCACAACAGCUGGCAGCUCACAUAUGCAAGGCCUAAUGCCCCGAGCUUCCAAAUACGACUUCUUCAUCCAGAAAUUAAAGACUGGAGAAUCCUUAAGGCCUCAGAACGGGAACACUUACAAGAAGCCCUCUAAAUACGACUUGGAGAACGUCAAGUAUCUUCACCUUUUUAAGCCGGGUGAGGGAAACCAGGACAUGGGCGGCUCCAUCGCUUUCAAAACGGGGAAAGUGGGGCGCCCCUCCAAAUACGACGUGCGCAAUAUUCAGAAGCUGACCCCGCCGAAGGCAGUGGUCCCCAGCCUGUCGCCGGCACCCCUCACAAGCACUCCGACCACCCCUGUGCCAGCAGCAGAGCAGCCGGUGACGUUACCCUUCAACACUCCAGAGUAUCUCAAAUCUUCCUUCUCUAAAACAGACUCCAUCACUACAGGGACCGUCUCCACAGUCAAGAAUGGACUUCCCCCAGACAAGCCCCCCGAAGAUGUAAAUAUUUACCAGAAAUAUAUUGCCAGAUUUUCAGGUAGCCAACACUGUGGGCACAUUCACUGCGCGUAUCAGUACCGAGAACACUACCACUGCCUGGAUCCGGAGUGCAACUACCAGAGAUUCACCAGUAAGCAGGACGUGAUCCGGCAUUACAACAUGCACAAGAAACGCGACAACUCCCUGCAGCAUGGCUUCAUGCGAUUCAGUCCUCUGGACGACUGCAGCGUUUACUACCACGGCUGCCACCUGAACGGGAAAAGCACACACUACCACUGCAUGCAGGUGGGCUGCAACAAAGUGUAUACCAGCACCUCAGACGUGAUGACCCACGAGAACUUCCACAAGAAGAACACUCAGCUAAUUAACGAUGGAUUUCAGCGCUUCCGAGCAACCGAGGACUGUGGCACCGUAGAUUGUCAGUUCUAUGGACAGAAAACCACUCACUUUCACUGCAGGCGUCCGGGCUGCAGCUUCACCUUCAAGAACAAGUGUGACAUAGAGAAGCACAAGAGCUAUCACGUGAAAGAUGACGCUUACGCCAAGGACGGCUUCAAGAAGUUCUACAAAUAUGAAGAAUGCAAGUAUGAGGGCUGCGUGUACAGCAAGGCCACCAACCACUUUCACUGCAUCCGCGCAGGCUGCGGCUUCACUUUCACCUCUACCAGCCAGAUGACCUCGCACAAGCGCAAGCACGAGAGGCGGCACAUACGCAGCUCCGGAGUACUCGGCCUUCCGUCUUCCUUACUGGGGGGGAAGGACAAUGACAUGGAGGAGUCCAGCAACGAUGAUCUCAUUGACUUUUCAGCUUUAAGUAGUAAAAACUCUAGCUUGAGCGCUUCCCCCACCAGUCAGCAGUCUUCCGUGUCCCUGGUCCCUACUAUCUCCGAGGCUCCUUCUCCACAGACCCAGAAAGCCACCAGCACCAUUCCACCUACCACAAAGAUCUCCAGCCUCCUGUCCCAGACACUGCCCAAUAAUAUGCCCUUGGCUUUAGCCCUAUCUAGUUCAACCCUUCCUGCAACCGGCGCUUACUUCCCGAUCAUAAGUGGUCGCGGAGGUUCCUCUCUGCCUACCGGCUCCGCCAACAUGAUGCCCGUAGCAGCCCCGGACUCCUCUCCGCAGUCUGCAUCUGGGGCCAGCGAUCAAAACAGCACUUCGCCAGCCGCCGCCGCAUCCAUUAUGGAAAGGAUGUCGGCCAGCAAGGGUUUAAUCUCUCCCAUGAUGGCAAGAUUGGCAGCUGCAGCUCUGAAGCAGUCACCACCUCCUGAAUCAGGCAUAGGACACCCGCUGGGGCGUAUGAACGUAGGAGCAGUAAAAGCGGAACCUGGAGACUCAGACGGGACAGUAACCCAAAACAGCUGCCAGGACCACAGUCUGGACCUGAGUUUGAACAGCAUUGAGUCCAACGGCCAAGAUGGAAAUUCGGACCCGUCACUCCUCCCCGCUCUAAUAAGCAAGAUGCCGCAUGCCAACUCCCAUCCGGCAAACCUCCAUAGCCUAAAAUCAGAGGCCGACAGCAGCGACUCCGGAGCCGGGGAGCCGACGCAUUACCUCGGCAAGGUGAUGAAGGCUCUUGCACAGGAAAAGCACACAGAGCCCUGGAGAACAUACUUACGCAGGUACGGCCCGGCAGACGUUUGCGACCCGCAGUGCGAUUUUCUGCACAAACUGCAUUUUCACUGCAUGGUGGAGGAAUGCGGAGCUCUGUUCAGCACCCUCGACGGCGCCAUAAAACAUGCCAACUUCCACUUCAGGACCGAUGUGGGAACUCCAAAAGGCAGCUCCGAGGGUCCGUUUGUGGGCGACGGCAAAGUGUCCUCAGAGCCGUCUCCUCCUCCGUUGCCCUCGUCCCUGGUGCCCGGUUGCGAGGCACCCGCUCCGUGCUCCGUUGCUGUUCCAUCCACUCCGGCUCUACUGGCCUGGAAGCAGUUGGCAUCGUCCAUCCCGCAGAUCCCUCAAAUACCGGCCUCUGUGCCCAGUCUGGCAUCUUCCCCGAUGGCGACAACUUCACUGGAGAACGCAAAGCCUCAAGUGAAACCCGGGUUCCUGCAGUUCCAGGAGAACGACCCUUGUCUGGCAACAGACUGCAAAUAUGCAAAUAAAUUCCACUUCCACUGUCUCUUUGGGAACUGCAAGUACGUGUGUAAAACGUCCGGAAAAGCCGAGUCCCACUGCCUCGACCACAUCAACCCCAACAACAGCUUGGUGAACGUGCGCGACCAGUUCGCAUACUACUCCCUGCAGUGCCUGUGUCCCAACCAGCACUGCGAGUUCCGGAUGAGAGGACAUUAUCACUGUCUGCGUCCGAGCUGUUACUUCGUCACCAACAUCACCACCAAGCUGCCAUGGCACGUGAAGAAGCACGAGAAAGCCGAGCGGCGGGCGGCCAACGGAUUCAAGUACUUCACUAAACGGGAGGAAUGCAGCCGGAUGGGGUGCAAAUACAACCAGGUGAACAGCCACUUCCACUGCAUCCGCGAGGGCUGCCAAUUCUCCUUCCUGCUGAAGCACCAGAUGACGUCUCACGCGCGCAAGCACAUGCGGAGGAUGCUGGGGAAAAACUUCGACCGGGUACCCGGACAGGUCCUUCCUCAAACUCACAGAGGAGACAACCUCUCUCAGUUGGGCAGCGCAGCUCCAAGCCCUUCCUCUACCGAGAAUCCUUCCUCCUUUCAGAUGACACCCCAAAAUAUGAUGGACACGGAGACGGACGAGUACAUGGAUUACACCGGCGGGGGCAGCCCCGGUGGGAUGUCAUCGGAGUCCUCCAACCUAGACCGCAGCUGCUCCAGCACACCGGUGGGGAACGAGAGCGCAGACGCAGGCUGCCCGGUCCCUUCCGCUUCUGACGACGCACUCACCCACAAUGCACCUCCACAACCACCCCCAGCAGUGGCUCUUCCUCACGUACCCUCCUUUCCUCCUGCCCUUGUCAGGUCCCCCCUCUCCACCCUGCCGUACCUGCUCUCUCCAUCCUGUGUCUCAUACUCCCUGAUCACCGCCAGUCUGGGGGUCAGCAGGGGCAUUGUGGUGCCAAGCAGCGGCGCGCCAGCAUUCACACCAGUAAUAGCCACUCCAGCUCCAGUCAAAAGCGAUGUCCCUCUAGUACAGGACGCAGCAGGGAACACCAUCACCAUGCCAACCGCCUCCGGGGCCAAAAAGCGCUUCUGGAUCAUCGAGGAUAUGUCGCCGUUUGGAAAAAGGCGCAAGACGGCUUCCUCGCGCAAAAUGCUGGACGAAGGAAUGAUGCUGGAGGGAUUCAAACGCUACGACUUGUAUGAAGACUGCAAGGACUCGAUGUGCCAGUUCUCCCUGAAGGUCACGCAUUACCACUGCACCCGGGAAAACUGCGGCUACAAGUUCUGCGGCCGUACCCACAUGUACAAGCAUGCGCAACACCACGACCGGGUCGACAACUUGGUCCUUGAUGACUUUAAGCGCUUUAAGUCUUCUCUUAUUUGCAACUUCCAGGACUGCCAGUUCUCUGGAAACAGCACACACUUCCACUGCUUGCGCUGCGGCUUCCGUUGCACCGACAGCACCAAAGUGACCGCUCACCGCAAGCACCACGGCAAGCAGGACGUCAUCAGCGCCGCUGGCUUCUGUCAGUUCAGUUCUAGUGCGGAUUGCGAGGUUCCCGAGUGCAAGUACAAGCUGAAGUGUUCCCACUUUCACUGCACUUAUCCCAGCUGCAAGCACACGGUGGUGGGGAUGUCUCAGAUGGACUCGCACAAGCGCAAGCAUGAGAAGCAGGAGCGAGGGGAGCUCCCGUCCGCUUCCCCUGGCCGCGAGGGCAUCACUCAGUCUGGCACCGAGUAUGAACUCCAAAGCCCACCAAUGAACUUGGACAGCUCUCUGAACCUGAGCACGGACCCCCACAACUCCCUCCUGUUCCUGCAAAACGCCGCCGGGGUGGGUCUGAACGACUCGCUAGACCUUAGCAAAAAGCCCCAAGACGAGGUCAGUUCCAGCCUCAAGAAAGAGCCACAGGACACUCUUCAAGUUAACUCUGUAGAUGCAGAUGACGACUUAUCUCAGGACGAGGAUGAAGACGACGACGAUGAAGAGGAGGACGACGAUGAAAUGAAUGAAGAUGAGGAGGACGAGGAUCUGAAUACAGAUUCGGAGGAUUCCAUGCCUGGCGGCGAAUGCUUACCAAGCAAAGGAGUCGAGCAGCGUGCGGAGGGUUCCACAAACCACUGUGACAUCUCCCCGGCCCAAAUCAACCUCCAGGCAUCCCCCUGAAUCCA
This is a messenger RNA of Spea bombifrons (plains spadefoot toad), 6351 nucleotides long. It is a transcript of the gene CASZ1, whose product is annotated as castor zinc finger 1. The transcript is spliced from 21 exons. Gene Ontology annotation, biological process: regulation of neuron differentiation; positive regulation of transcription by RNA polymerase II. NCBI's taxonomy places the organism in Eukaryota, Metazoa, Chordata, Amphibia, Anura, Pelobatidae. The coding region runs from base 767 to 6346 and encodes 1859 amino acids. Gene Ontology annotation, cellular component: nucleus. Gene Ontology annotation, molecular function: DNA-binding transcription factor activity, RNA polymerase II-specific; RNA polymerase II transcription regulatory region sequence-specific DNA binding. The record is from RefSeq and is a predicted model, not a curated record.